UCCAUUCAAUCAAUAGGACAAUCCAUAAAUACGUAACGUUAUGUUUGAACCGUUUAUUAACCAAACAACUAAAAAAAACCAUACGAUUGGCGCCAAUGUUUUGGACCAAACGUUUUGACAACAAUUGAAUUGAUUGAACCAAUGAAUCGAUAGUUUUGUUUGUUUGCAAUAAUUGUAAACAACAUUUGAAAUUGAUUUUGUUAUUUGAUUAAUGACAGACACUAUGGGAAGCAAAUCAGGCAAAGAAAAUAAUAAAGACAUGGAUCAGACAAGUGAUGUCAACAAAAACAAAGACAAGGGCAAGACAACCAAUGGUACGAAAGGGUUGAACCCGAAGAUGGAGUUGAAGGCCGUGCCAUUUGAUCCACGAUUUCCCAACCAAAACCAGACACGCAAUUGUUAUCAGAAUUAUUUGGAUUAUCAUCGAUGUCUGAAAGUCAAGAAUGGCGAUGAAGACUACUGUCAUUGGUAUAAAUAUGUUUACACUGAACUCUGUCCUAGAGCUUGGACAGACAAAUGGGACGAUCAGCGAGAGAGUGGUAUAUUUGCCGGUAGGAUAUGACUGGACUGACUGACUGAUCAUUCAAUUGAUGGACACAUACAUCAUAUCAUAUGAUUUUGACAAUGACUAACAAAUUUUAUGUUU
Molecule: messenger RNA, 646 nt
Organism: Oppia nitens
Lineage: Eukaryota; Metazoa; Arthropoda; Arachnida; Sarcoptiformes; Oppiidae
Product: cytochrome c oxidase subunit 6B1-like
Exons: 3
Coding region: 212-562 (116 amino acids)
Cellular component (GO): mitochondrion; respiratory chain complex IV
Source: RefSeq, a predicted model, not a curated record